Molecule: messenger RNA, 2026 nt
Organism: Parasteatoda tepidariorum (common house spider)
Lineage: Eukaryota; Metazoa; Arthropoda; Arachnida; Araneae; Theridiidae
Product: carboxypeptidase B
Biological process (GO): proteolysis
Molecular function (GO): metallocarboxypeptidase activity; zinc ion binding
Source: RefSeq, a predicted model, not a curated record
GGAUUCAAAAUUUGCACGUUCAUCUUCAAAAAAAAAACAGCAAACACUGAAAGGGUAUUGACUCUCGUAUCUCUUGGUAUUCAUAUUAUGUUUCGUAAUCUUUAUGGCAUAACUAAAGUUGCCCAUCUUCGAUGUCAUGAAACUGCUCUAACCAGUACAUGCUUCUUUUUUAUUUUAUUACUUUAACCCGAGUGGCGGAAACAUCAAGGGUCAAGUGCAUGUGAUUAAAUUCAAAACACCAGCUUCCGUGAAAAGAAAUAAAAAGGAACCCUAAAUAAAAAACUCAAAAUACGGGGAGAAAACACCACAAAUAAAGUAAGCGCUAUGUGGGUGUGUGUAGUUGUUAAAAGAAAAGCUUAAAAUCCUGAGAGCAAUCAGAUUUCGAGAUAUAAUUUUACGGUUCGAUUAAAGAAUAGGAUUUAGUUUGUAAUUGGAGACUUAGAUUUGAGGCGAGUUUGGAGUUCCCACUGGCUAGUCUUGUCCAUUUCGUUUAAAAUUAUUUUUAUUUUCUUUUAUCACAUUCGAUAAAGUCCUGGAGUGUCCAGUUUCUUCAGUUUACCAGUAACAGCUAAACUUCCUCGCAGUAAUUAUAUCCAGAAAGUUUUAAAUCCAUGGCACAACAAAGAAAAUAUGUUCUUAAAGUGGUACUUUGUCUAUUUAUUUGUUUGAUCAGUAGUCAUGGACACCAUUUACAUAGCAGCUCUCAUCUUCAAGAAACUCCACAAAAUUUUACUGGCCAUAAGUUGUACGGAUUAUUUGCAAGUGAUGAAGACGAACUAAAAUUUUUAAAAGAACUUCAGUAUUCCGGAGAAGUAGAUGUUUGGAACGAACCGAUUGCUGUAUAUGAAAAAGUCAAUGUCCACGUUCCUCCAUCGUUGUCCAAAGAAUUGGAAAGCAAAUGGAGAUCUGAGGGCAUAGAUUUUUACUUAGUUUCGGACAAUUUGCAAAAGUGGAUAGAUGAGGAAAGGGAAGCCAAUCCUGUUGACGAUGAAAUAACAGGGCGACAAGAAGAUUUUCAACUGGAUAUCUAUCAUACAUUUGAUUCGAUAAGUGCAUAUAUCGAUACAACAGCUACUCGUUAUGCAAAGAUAGCUUCUGCAAAGUCCAUUGGAACGACAUUCGAAGGAAAUCCAAUAAAGGGUUUGAGGAUAGGUGCUCCAGGAGUCAAUAAACCAGCUAUAUGGAUAGAUUCCGGAAUCCAUGCUCGAGAAUGGGUUGCUCCAGCCACUUCUCUCUACAUCAUUUCUCAAUUGGUGAAGGGUUAUGACACAGAUCCAGAGAUCAAAGACUUGGUAGACAGCUAUGAUUGGUACAUCUUUCCUGUUAUCAACGUGGACGGCUAUAAAUACACGUGGACAUUUAACCGAAUGUGGAGAAAGAAUAGGUCGCAAUCAAGCCGUUUUGGACCAAGUAUGUUCUGCCGAGGUGCCGAUCCAAACCGAAAUUUCGGUUCAGCAUUUGGAGGACCAGGAACUAGUGGAGACUCGUGUUCGGAGAUAUACAGGGGUGCAUCUGCAUUUUCAGAGGCUGAAAGCUCUGCCAUUCGAGAUGGUCUAAAAGCUUUAGGGAACAGAGUAAAAGCUUACUUUACUCUGCAUGCUUACUCCCAAUUGUGGAUGACUCCAUAUGGGCACAGUCGAGCUAAUCCACCUCAUUACGAUGAGCAGAUGAAUGCUUUAAAAAUAGCCCAUGCUGCAAUCACAGGCACUCAUGGUGAAUAUUACAAGUACGGACCGAUUGCAACCACAAUAUAUCCGGCCGCGGGAUCUUCCGUGGAUUGGGCUUAUGAAGGUGCAAAUGUGAAAUACAGUUUCGCUAUAGAACUGAGGGACACCGGCAGACAAGGUUUUUUGCUUUCCAACACCCAAAUCAUACCUACUGCAGAAGAGAACUUUAAUGGAAUCAAAGCAGUGGCAAAAAUGAUUAAAAAUGAAGUGUGAAUUUUUAUUCCCAGUUGUGUUAUUUAUUAAUUUAUUUAUUAAUUUGAUAUUGCUAUUUAUUUAUUUUAAUGCACUUUGAAAGAUAA